Porites lobata is the source of this 23216-nucleotide messenger RNA. Lineage: Eukaryota; Metazoa; Cnidaria; Anthozoa; Scleractinia; Poritidae. The record is from the annotation of a GenBank genome assembly.
AAUUGUUGCAGUGGCAUUGUUGUUUUGUCAAGAGUACGAUAACAAGUUCCCGCGGCCGGCGGGCUUGCUGCGUUGCAAGAGUUAGUGGCCAUGAAAUCGGUGAAUUUCAGGUAAGAGUUGCGUGAAUAGAAUCGUUUGUGACAUCAUUCAUUCUUCGUGUUAAUCUCGACACUCGCAAGCUACUCUGCAGCGUGUUUGAAAUAUUUGUGUACUGUUGUGAAGCUAUCUUGCCCGUUUAUCGACUGCUUGUUCCCCGCUGCAUAGUGGAUUUUACUUUAGAUUAUUGGUUUUCGGGUCUGGAGUGUGGUUAUUCAAACCAGAAAGUCACUGGUCUCCUCCUGUACCUGGCAUGGGCCUUGAGUUAUUGGAGCGCUAUCAGAUCUUAAACCUACAUCACUCAAAAGGAGUGAAUUUAAGCACUCAUAGCGAUGAAUGAGUUGAAAUGAUAUUAUGGGACCAGAUUAAUCUACUUAGGAGGUCGUUCGUCAUUGUCGCUGCAAACUCUAAGUUCCCGAAGGAGAAACAAUUUUCUCGUGAAAUUUGAAAUUAUGCGUAAAUUAUAGCACAUUAUAAAGAAGGAUUGUUCUUGUUAAUAAGAAACAGAUCCGAAAAGACCCUACUUUUGGGCAAAUGUAUCCCUUUCUUCCUUUCUCGUCUGUGCAAGUCGUGUCAUAGCAAAACUAAGUUUCAAACAUGGUUGAAUUAAAUUCACCAUCUCUUGUUUUUCUUUUCAAUGUUUCAAUAACUAAACGAUCAGAACUACCAACAGUAAGUUUUGAUAUGCACAUGUCACAUGGAGGACUCAUUUUAUGCAUAUCGUAAGCCCUGCUGGAGUCACGCCAACCAAAUUAUCAAUUAAAUUGAGUCUGUGGACGAAAAAUUCAUUAGUUGAAAUCUCUUCAGUAGUACUCUGAAUUGCUAAAUAGCUACUUGCUUUUACUACCCUUUAUACUGAAAUGAGGAUUUUCAAGGAUUUCAAUUUAUUUAUUGGCCACCUAAAUGGUAUAAAGAGUUAAUCCCUCAUCAAUCAACGAUAACUUAUUUAUUUAAUUUGUUUUAGUGACGUCCUCUUCCCGGGGGGAGGAGGGGGUAUUAUACCCCUGCAUCAGAGCUUUAUGUCAUAGUGAGGCACACACCGACCGAGAAUUCAUUGGAGUAACCUACCCCCCCCCCCCGCCCCCACAGGCCUUUGCUUUUUUAAACUCUCACAGGCAGGAAAUAAAAUGCAAAUUUCCGCAACCGGAAACCACAAAUUUGAUGUUACAAAAGAGGACCAAAAGAAAUAGUACCGCGGAGAAAGUGGUUCAUCGCUUGAUGCAGGCAAACUUGUGUUGUCCGCCGGGGAGUCCAGAGAAGCCUCUACGUUUUCUUUCACUUUCUCGGCAAAGAAUGGUUUUCCUUCACUGCGUUUUGUUCUGUAUUUCCCUAAUUUUCCGUCUAUAUGUGGAAACAAUACUAUACAAACAUCCGGUACUACGAAUCUAAACAAAUAGUGUAUGGAAAUGCUAAAGCUUUUUUUAAUUGCUUUUUGCUUUAAAAGAAAACAAAGCCAUUUGCCCUGUUAUGAAUACUGAAUACAAAAUAAGUCAUGUUAUUUACUCAUAUGAAAGGAGAUAAUCGUUUUUUAAUUCAUAGCUCAAUUAAACAAGUUUUUUUUAACACAUUUCCUUUAGUUUAGCAUGUAUCACGGAAAUAGGGGAUUUUUGUCCGAUUUUUUAGCGAAAAAUACCGCUACCCAUCCUUCCCGUGAGUCUGAAAUAUUGCUUUUUCCAAAGAAUACUUAAAUGUUCAAUACAACCUGGCCAUGUUUUCCACUGCGUUUUAAACCCGACCGAUAAGACGUUUUCCUUAUUAUGACCACUUGGUGAGAGAACAGUUUUGAUUCGUCUUGCCAUGCGCCACUUUAAUUCCGCAACAAAGCUGGUGCCCACAGCAUUCCCAUGUCUCAGUGCGUGAGACUAAAGGAAUGAUAUUGCCGCGCUCAACAGCAAAAUUUUUGACACCGUUUUUUAAAAAACUUCUUGAGGCCGAGUGAGUUUUAUUCAAUUAAGAGGCUAUCAGAUAAUCACGAUGUUUUGAAGGUGGACUCGCACUCCAGCGGGAGAAGGGGAGAGGGGGUACUGUUUAUACUUCUGCCGCCUCCGACUCUGGAACAGGUUAUAAAAACCACUGUUUCCCUUUGGAAGAGGGUAUUUUUUACUUCCGUUUAACUCUAGAGAACAGGGCUGUUUUGCUUUCCUCAAACCCUUGUUAUUCUCCAUCAAGUUCAAAUGCUUUACAAAGUAAAAACUUGAUGCAGGCAGAUUAUAAACAAAUGCGCGACAAUAAAAAUGUCUACCACUAUUUUUUGCUUAUUGUCCGGAACAGGGUCGGAAAGUCAUUUCUUUUUUGUCUUGAACAGGUCUAGCCUGCGUCGCAGACAUAAAAGGCUGAUUUAAUAACAGAACGGGAACGUCAGUUGACGACGGCGCGCGCAAAUCAAACAACUGGCUUGACCAAUGGCUGAGCGGCAAACUGGGCACCGGAGUUUAGUCCUUUACGCGCGCUUUGCCGUCGUCAAAUGACGUUCCCGUUCUGUUGAUAAAUCAGCCUAAUAACGACGACGGCAACGGCAACCGGUUAGUUACGGUUAGUAACGUCUGCGAAGCAGCGCCAAAAUCCUUGUUCCGGACCCCCGGACUCAACGAAUUACCGGAAGAGUUUCUUUUCAUCUUGAUUGACAAAUCGACAAUGGCAUUUUUAACGGGCCAGAACAAAGAUUUCGGCGCUGUUUUGCAGACCAACUUAACCAGAGUUUCGUUUCGUUUGAGGCGCAGGCUAGAACAGGACCAGAAUCCCACAGACUCACCCGCACACCCCCUUAGUAAAUAUGUGGGAGUACUCAUCGAGGACUCGUAUGAUUAAUAUUUGUGUUUUGACUUUUCUGAUUAAAAUAUAACUGUCUGAUUUCGUUAAAACGUGCCCACUAGGUUUUCGCCUGGCGCCGGGCACAGCCCGGUUCCAGGCCAGUCCGGUGUCCAAAAAAGUAGGGUGGCUUGCCGUCUUAGCCGGUACAGCUGGCUAGCCUAGGGACUGCCCUAACAGUGGGUGGGUGGAUCAGGCCUGGGGGUCAAACCUAGUGGGGUAGGGAGGGGGCUGUUUUGACACAACCCCUUCAGUAAGCAGCAGUGUUCAGUACAGGCUUUGACUGGUAAGUACCUUUGUUCUUAAUUUUCCCUAGCCAGCUGAAUCAGUCCUCUGCUUAGAAUGAUUAUCAUGAUAAUUGCAGAGCUCAGUGGGAGAUGCAGACAGUCACCCAUUAUCCUGGGUGGGGAGGGUCAAAGUCUUGGUACCAAAGACACACUUAGCGUAGGACCUGUAGACACUCACUGAAGCCAUGUUUUUAUAAAUUCAGUCAGAUCAGAUAUAUAUACUACCUUCUAAUUGAAAGCAUUUUGACGAGUGACAGAAUUGCUCUAUAUCUUCACUUUUCAGUUGCAGCGAAUUGAAGCAUUCAUAUGGUCCUUCCUGGUAAAACUACAAAUACAUACAAACUGCCUCUUCUACAAUGCUGUUUUGCUGGGCUGUAUUCCUAUUUUGUGCCACAACAGAAGGUAAUAAAUGUGGGAUGCGUAUGUUUUCAAUACCUUUCAAACUAUAAAAAGUUCUUUUUUCUUAAGAAAUGGCCAUGUGACUGUCCGUAGGACGUUUGCACUGCAAGUCAACGCACAUUGUGAUAUUCAUAUUGACACGUUUUAAAGACUCAUGCUAUGAACCCAGCCUUGCAAGUUAUAAUGAUUACAUCGUCAACAAAAAGUAUACUCUACCUUAAAGUGUCAAACAGUUAAAAUGAAUGACUUCGUGUAUAUCGACCUCGCCCCGGCUGUUCAAAUGUUGGAUAGCGCUAUCCACCGGGUAAAUCACUAUCCAGCGGAUAAGUAUUAGGGAAACUAAUUGCACUAUCCACUGGUUAGAGAUUUAUCCGGUGGAUAGCGCUAUCCACCGGAUAAAUCACUAUUGAGAGGAUAAGUAUUAGGGAAACUCAUUGCACUAUCCACUGGUUAGAGAUUUAUCCGGUGGAUAGCGCUAUCCAUCGGAUAAAUCACUAUUUAGAGGAUAAGUAUUAGGGAAACUCAUUGCACUAUCCACUGGUUAGAGAUUUAUCCGGUGGAUAGCGCUAUCCAUCGGAUAAAUCACUAUUGAGAAGAUAAGUAUUAGGGAAACUCAUUGCACUAUCCACUGGUUAGAGAUUUAUCCGGUGGAUAGCGCUAUCCAUCGGAUAAAUCACUAUCCAGAGGAUAAGUAUUAGGGAAACUCAUUGCGCUAUCCACUGGUUAGAGAUUUAUCCGGUGGAUAGCGCUAUCCAUCUUUUGAACAACCGAGGCCUGUUUAUUAACCGAAAGAAAUACCUUUUUUGACUUCACACCAUUGUGUUCUUUCAGCCGUGAACUUCAGCCUGAGGUUAGAAGGAGGCCCCGGUGGAUAUGCUGGGAGAGUAGAAGUCAAAUACAAUGGAACAUGGGGCUCGGUCUGUGAUGACGGCUUCAAUAUCAACGUGGGUCACGUGAUAUGCAGACAGCUUGGUUACCCAGAGGCCAUUGCCACCCCAUGUUGUAGCGCCUUUGGGGCCGGCAAAGGUCCUUUCUGGUUGGCUGCUGUAAAAUGCCAAGGAAACGAAAGUAGUUUGUUUGAUUGCGACUACGGGAAAUUGGGAGAUAAUAAUAACUGCCACCACUACCGUACUCUAGAUGAUGCAAGCGUUGUAUGCAGAGCACCUAACACAUCGAUCUGUAAGUAAUGUACCUGUUUGAAGCCCAUCACUCUAGAGCCUCGAUCACUUUAAUCAUUAGCCUGGGCCGUAGCCCAUUAGUCUUUCAAGCUAUAUUUAUAGAUUCUUUUCUUGCCGCCCCAAAAACUUUCAGCCCAUCAGAUAGAGCGAGUAUGAAUUCCAGCAAUGAACAUCAAUAGCAGAUGAUGAAGUGUAGACCCUUUCAUCGAAUAGUCGUUCAAAUUCAUCUCAGUCUAGUUCAGAAGAUCAUCAGAAUCUGGCGAAGGAAGCGAGUCCCGUUGUGAAGCACAUAGAAAACUCAGUAGCAGGGAAAGAAAUCUAAAACUAGGCUGCUGCUCACGUGACACUUACCAAUCCAGUGAAAAGUGUAAUGUGCAUGCUCUGAAUAGUAGAUUUCCAAUCUUUGAUUCGUUCUUCAAGUGUCUGACAAAGCCCAUUACUUAGCUGUCCAGCGCGAAAAGUAGCAUUGUAUCAUUCAAGUCCUGUUCACCAUCUUAUGGUGGUAGUGCUAGCGAAUCUCAUUCCAGGAUUAUUGUGAAUUUCGUGGUAGCAGACUCGUACCCAGUCGCUAUUUAAGUGUUUUCUGGGAUGAGGGAAGAUUGGGGAUUAGGUUGAGGCGCGCGGGGUCUCAUGUGUCGCUAUUUUUCCUUCUUCCCUUCCCAUGAGACCCUGCGCGCGCCUCAACCUAAUCCCCAAUCUUCUCUCAUCCCAGAAAACACUUAAAUAGCGACUGGGUACGAGUCUGUCGUGGUAGCUAAUUUUUCCUCUCUUUACCAGGAAAACGUUUAUUGUAGUACUUGAUGCUUGCUUUUUUUCUUCCUUCCUUCCUUUUUUUUUUUUAAUUUCACUGCCUGACAUAAUGUAUAGAAUUACAUAACUUGACUUUUCAUUUUCCCUGCUUGUGGUUUUAAAUUUUGUCUUGAAAGUUUAUUGCAACUAUAAUCUUGUUAUCUGACUUGAUCUUCUAAAGUCGUAAGCCUUCCAAAUUCGUUUUCAACCUCUCUCUGGUUAGAAUGCGUUUUACCAUUUUAUGGAGAUGUAAACUGAAGUCACCGCAAAAUGGGGACUUAAAAAAGACUGUAAUCCAUUUAUCUCGAAACAUAAUACACAUGACCAGGAGCCGACCUUUAUUUUCCUAAAGGCAUUUUGAAUACGAACGAAGACAGUAAAUGUGAGGGGCAAAAACAGUAUUAAUAUGAAUGAACCAAAGGGUUUUACUUAAUGUAAGGGUCAAUUAUUGUGCAUUGAGAUCUAUUGCUUGAAAAGAAAGAGUUCGUGCGGUGAUCAAAAGUAAACAAGGACACAUAGUGCGUUACUUUCAGUCUAUUUAAUAUCCAAGGACUGUGAAUAGUGUUUCCAUAUUGUUUAGUUGGCACAAAAACUUCGGAGGAGUUAUAAAGCGGCAUAGUUAUCUGCCAUGAAGAAAGUUAGUGGUGGGUGAGACAAACAGCGACCUCGAGCGAAUUUUUAACUAGUAUCGGUAUCAGGUAAAAAAUGUGAUAGCGAUCGUUUCAUCUAUUUACAUUGUUUAAAGUGCGUGCUGAUGAAAGCAACAUACGAGCGAGGAUUUUAUUCCUUUGGUCUAUUCCUUUAAGUAGGAGAAAAUUCCAAGAGAACAAUUUUAAAGCUGAAUAUUUUUUAUCUUGUUUAUAAAUGUUUUCUAACUCGAUUACGCUCCGUGCACCCCUUUAAAACUUCACGACAAACUGUUUUGUAGCGAUGAAGACAAGGUCCAUGCAUAACUGACUCAAUUCAACGGUUUUCUCGCAAAACCUUGCGCCCUUGCGCACAGAAAGUGGAUACUUGUCUUGUCCUUCAUUUAACCUUUUCUUCUUUUUAGGUUUAAGUCAAACCUUAUAACGCUUUCAUGCUGAAACAUAUGUUUCACAGGCCCCAUCUUUUUUCAUUUUUUAAGCUUAUACCCCACCGCUACGUCUAGCCUACACCCCAGUCCCUUAUGCUGGAUGCGUGCAGGUGAAAUUCGCGGGAGUCUGGGGCGACGUUGGGCAGUUUUACUGGAAUAGAAAAAAUAGCCGCGUUGUAUGCAGGGAGCUUGGAUAUCAAGAUGUAGUGACAGUUGUAUGGAGAUGUAGCGCCACUCUUAAAUCUAAUUACUAUACCGUUACGUGGAUGGAUAAUGUGCGUUGUUAUGGAAACGAAAGUUCCUUAACAAACUGUACUCACAGAUGGCAGACUUUCAGAGGCGCUUUGGGCAGAGACGCAGGAGUGUUUUGCACAAAUGGAACUGAAAAAGGUAUAAAUGAACCAAUUAUGAUAUAUUAAUCCUUAAAGCGUUACUAAACGUAUAGGUAGAUUUAGCAUAGCCUACGUGCCAGGCGUUCAAAAGGGAAGGGAAGGGAAUUUUGGGUCAAGACCGCGCGCGCGGGAGAAGGGAUUAGCGUCCUUGCAGGCGUUCACCUCUCUCCUUCCUUGCCCGCCGUUCGCACUUCUCAAGCGCCGCAAAUCGCCUUUCCCUUCCCUUUAGAACCCCUACCAUGCAGGCUAGAUUUAGCUAAAAGAAUGCAACAUGGCACGAGGAUUCCUGGACUUGUGAGCCCUUGCGCACAGAAAGUGGAUUUUGACCUUAUACUCAGGGACGUGAAUAAUGCACAUUUCGCUCAAUUAUAGGAAAAUAAGAUAAUUCUCAUAAAACGUCUUAUAAUUGUUACCGUCUAAAUAGUUAAGUAUAGCCAAGUAGAAUAGUGCUCAUAGUGAGCUUGGGCUACCUGUGGUUUUGCUUGAGUCUUUAUAUCAAUAAACUAAUGGAUUAACUUAAGCAUGCCCCUAUGGUGUCCGUAUUAACUGGUUCCUCAGUAUAAAGAGGAUCGUUUUCCAGUUUACCAGUGAAUUAUCAUCAGUUCAUUUAUCCUCUCAUGUACAGAUUUUCGUAUCCGCCUAAAGCCGGGUAACGUGACGUAUGCUGGACGGCUGGAAGUUUCUUUGGCGGAAACAUGGGGUGCAAUUGACCGAUACACUUGGAAAUUCCCGGAUGCUCAAGUGGCGUGUAGGCAGCUCGGAUUCACUGGAGCUUUUCUCGCGGUUCGAGGGGCCACUUAUAUUUUAAGCCCCAAAGGAAUCAAAGCAAUGGGGUUUCAAUGGCUUGAAAAUGUUAAGUGCCUCGGAAACGAAUCCAAGCUUAAUGAGUGCGUUCAUGAUGUUUCCUUCACUCCUGGGCCUGUUCUUGAAGCUGGCGUCAUUUGUAACUCAAGCGAUUUAGGUAAUUCAAUAUCUACGCAUUCAUCUGUCGUUUCAUGUGAGGCUCAUGUAAGAUAGUCAGGAUUCCGGAACCUGAUAAAAGUUUGCUUGUGGAAUCCAGAAUUCUGGGUGUUGGAAUCCGGGAUUCAGCUGAAGGAAUCCGGAAUCCCACCAACGAUUGGAAUCAGGAAUCCGAGUUCCACUGAGAAAGAAUCCGGAAUCCAGUUCCUGGAAUCCGGAAUCCACAGUGUGGAAUCCAGAAUUUCAAGACUGUCCUUCGAUUACCUUAGGCCCAAUUCAGACGCCGCUCCAGUCAUGGGCCGAACCUAACUGAUGAAUUAAGUACGGCUAAAGGGUAGCCUCUGAAUCAAUUUGGUACAGCAGUUUUAGUUUGGUGCGGCAAAAGCGUUAAGUUCGACAGAGUCUGUCGAACUUUUGUCGAAAUUAACUUAGGCUCGACACACGGUGCGUCAUCUGAAUCAUAUGUCGCUCUAGUGUCGCUCCAAAGUCGAUCUUAUUCAAUUAUGUUCGGGACAUGAAAAGUACAGCGUCUGAACCAGGCCUUACAUGGGGCGAUACAAAUCUCGUUAAUGUGUUCAUUACAAAUUUAAGAGAAUCAGUUUAAUAUAAAUAGGUAGAGUCGCCAACGGCCAGAUUUAGUACCACUUACAAAGUCAUUGGCCUCGCGUUGCUAAAAGUCUAGAUCUCUGACUUGAAGAGAGGAGGACUCAUAUGGGCUGAAUUUGUCAAGUUUGAUUGUGUUGUUUGGGAAAAUCGCUGAAAAAGCGUUGGUUACAGUCUGUUCCUACCUUGGAGAAUGAAUUUAUUUAUCUUUCUCAGUUGUUCUUCAAAGGUCAUUUUUUUAUUUCACCAACGAGUAUAUAAAGUUGAGUGGGCGCUGAACAAAGUUUUGUGGGUGUAAGCUCACCUCCGCCCUCAGGUCUACUCUAGGUCUAACCCUUACAAUUAGAAGUCGUCCCACGCAGGUGGCUUAGUUGAAAGCCGCAAAAGUCAACCUUAAUUACAUGGCAACAGAGCUAGCCUAGCAGAGAGGGCCAGCUCGGAUCAUGAAGUCUGUUCUUUAAGGAACAAUAGAACCAUUGCAUGAUGACGAUAUGUGACUACAACUGCCAGCAUUCAUUUCGGUUUUGCUUUACUAUUUAAAUUUGUCAAUCCCGCUGAGGAGUAAAGAACAAAAGCCUUAAUUCGCACAAGAAAACAACAAACUCAAAGAUUCUGGUAGUUGUAGUAAAAUGACGUCAUCGUGCAAUUGUUCUAUUUAUGACUUGCUUUUUUCUUGUCAUAGUAACGGAUAUGAGGCUUGCUGGUGGCAAUGUCUCAUAUGCUGGCCGCGUGGAAGUUCAAAUGGCAGGGAUCUGGGGUACAGUACGUAAUCGAGGGUGGAAUUUAACUGCCUCAAACGUGGUUUGCCGACAGCUAGGCUACCAAGGAGCUGAAGCCGCCAUAUUGAACUCCGUGGAGAGAUUUGGCAAGGGCGAAGGGCCUGUGUGGAUAUCGGGACUGAAAUGCGAAGGACAUGAAGAAUCACUAUUCAACUGCUCUUGGCCCAAAAUAGCCGGUAUUUACUGGGAUCACGAUAAUGAUGCUGGUGUCGAGUGUAAGUAUAGAACUAAAGCAAAUAAUUAGAGGAGCUUGCUUAGCAGCGAGACUCUAAAAAAGCAAGCGUUUUUUUUUUUCGUGUGUGCGCAAAUGCAAGCGUUUCUUUCUUUCUUCUUUUCUUUUCUUUCUUUUUUUCAUGGGUGCGCGCCAAAAGGGAAAUCACGGUCCUAGGCGUUCCUAGCGGAGACCGUGGAAACUGGGGAUAAGAUUCGCGACGUGACCGACAACAUAUUCUGGCUGUUGGAGCGGCAUGCAUGUCUGUGAAGAAAGCUUAGAAAGGAUUAGUGCGAAAGAUAUCGAACUUUUCCAGCACGGGUCGGUCCACGAAUUCUAUCGCUUGAAAGCGUUGAUUACUUUGGAACAAGUGAAUACUUCAGUGGUCGGAAAAAAUAAGAAUCUUACUGAGCAAGCCUUCGAUGGUGAGGCUAACUGGUCGGGUGUUGUAAAUUUUCAUUGUAUGCAAAUGGUUCUUGUGAUGAGCAUGCGGUUUGUUUUCUUCGAUGAUUUAAAUGACGCGCAAUGUUCAUCACGUUCCUGCUCUUUGGCAAUGAUGUAAUUUGUCUCCAAUCGAGGCCCUUGAUUGUCGUGUAAUUAUACACGCGUACUCAAUCUAUUCAGAAACAAACUUUUGAAUACGAUAAAAAGAGCAAAUAUCCUGAAGAAUACUCUACCGUCGAUAAGUAGGACAGGAAAGACUUUUAGCUUGGAAAUCCUGUUACUUAUAGAACUAAUCGCCUCCUUGUUUCUUAUCUAAUCUCCAAGCAAGCUCGACUUAUGGCUUUUAAGAGCGUUUUUGUUAAGUUUGUGUUUAAUUUUUACAACUAACGUACUUGACAGUCUUUCUCUGGAGCUAAUGAGAAUGAGGCGAGCGAAAGAACGAAAAAAGAAACGGAAUGGGGGAGGAUGGAACUGUGACGCAAAUAUUGAAGAACAGAUUCUAGGAAAAUGGCCGCCUCCCAGUACUUCCUAAACCUAACCAAACGUUCAAUUGUUCUUGUGGUCAUUCUUCACUCGUUCGCUUCGUUGAAUCAAUAGGGACCUUACGAUCCGACAACAGCGACGCCAAUGAAAACGUGGCUGAAAAAUUGACUUCGUGUCCUUUGAAACUACUAAAUCACCUGGUUACUUGAAAGUAAAAAGGUUAGGUUGGGACUGAAGAGAUGGGACCGCGUCCGUGUUCAGAGAGAGAGAGAAAGUAAAAAAUUUAACGUCUUACCGUUCCUUUUCUCAAGACAACUUAAAGUUUGGUCAUUUCACGUCGUAGUUGUGUAGGGACGGCAAAGAAAUGUACAAAAAAGCGUGAUGCACGUGCAAAGUUGUUGUUUUGCUCAUAAAACCUAUUGUUCUUAGACGUUCUCGUUGCCAUAGCCGUCGUAGCUUCGUAAGGUCCCUAAUGUGUACAAAGAUGUGCGGCAGCCUUUACUACACCUACACGCACGCUUGCAUGUAUACGUAGCUAUAAUCAGUUAGGAUAUCAUAAACAAUCUGUUUCUGGAAACCGAAUGUGGAGCCCAUGCCCGGAUUCAGUAAGCAUUUAGUGACUGGCCGCUCAGAAAACAAACGAAACAGACACUUCUUGAGACUUCUUGUUUCCCCUAGAGCGACUCAGAGAGCUUGCUCGUAGUCUACCGUAGGGCAAGUACUGAAGUAUUUUCUUGCCUCCCAAUUUAAAAAUAGAAAAAAUUAUGAAUAUUAGUCUUCAAGCCAUGACGACGAAAAAAGUGUCGUUGCUCAACUCGACUUGCAGAUAGACCUCCCAGGUUCUCAAAGUACACGACUCGAUCAAGUAAGCGUGAGAUUUGUUAACCCCUAAAUAGGGUAGUCCAGUAGCUCUUGCAGACCUGUAUUUUCAUUGGCUUCUAUAAGCAGUAGCUUCUUUUGUUUUACGGCUAGGCGCGUUAUUUCUGUAGUAUCAUUUCAUUUUUCAGCCACAGACCAUGUCUGAAGAGCUACUGACCUUCUGCUAAAUAGGGGAUCGUGAAGGUUUCUUCCAUGGCACGUGAUAUUUUCGUGUCCAGUAGGUUAACGCGUUUGAGUUGGGCGGUUUUACAAUGCAUUUUACUUCAAUAAAACUCUACCUAAAACUUUCAUUUUUAGGUAUUCCAAGUACUAUAAGCACAACUUUGAAAACAGGUGAGGUGUUGUUAAAACGUUGUUAAAGAGUUCUAUAGUUGCUCGUGCGACCUAAUUUCAAUUCCAGUCGGUUAGCGCGUUUGAGUUGGGCGGUUUUACAAUGCAUUUUACUUAAAUAAAGCUUUACCUUAAACUUUUCAUUUUUAGGUAUUCCAAGUACUAUAAGCACAACUUUGAAAACAGGUGAGGUGUUGUUAAAGACUUCUAGUUGCUAUUUUUAAUAUGUGCUACUUAUUAAAUUCAGCACUGUGUUAUUGUUCGUAACCUAUCUACUCUCUAGUCGCUAAUCCGCGCCAAAAUGUUUUGAUUAAAAAUGAUUAUUUCUUGCGGGUACUUAAGCAAGUUGUCUUUUUAGUUCUACCUUAUUGGCUAUCUUGAGGUCGCUUGGAAACUGUUUCGGCCGUCGUUGUUGAGUUGCACUAUGGACGUUCAUUGGACCGUUUUUUUCUGCUGAAAAGAUUAAUCUUCAUGCAUUUUAGUUCAAGAUACCUUGCCCAAUCUUUCAAAACUGAGAUCUCUUUCUUGUUUUUCCGAAGCCUUGUUAAUUACUAUUUAUACUAAGGUCGCAACACUUUCAAAACAUAUACCAUAUACUUUUGAAUUAUCAUACUUGGAGUUUAUUUUUGAUUUUUAUAGGUAUUCCAAGAAGCACCACUUCUGAAACAGGUAAAUGUUGUUUUGAGUUAAGACUCUUCGACUGCUCGUAUCAACCGGCGCGACUUGUACGUUAAUAGUUUCUCAACUGUUACCCGAAUGUUUUGCUAACAAAAAACUAUAUCUACACAAUUUAUUUCUUUCAGAAACUCCAAGUAGCACGACUUCUGAAACAAGUAAGUUGUCAUUCGAGGUUUAAGGUUACCGUACGUGUACUGGCCACUUUUACGAUUGUGGUCCAGUAAGGGACUUUCUUGUAAUAGGCUAAUUGGGAUGUGCCGCUGGAUGGGCUGGCAUUUUCACGACUGGAUUGACUAUAAUGGGGUUGAAUUUUCAAUAGAACUACUAGAACAGGGUAGCAACUUUCAGGAUUAUGGGGGAGCAAAAUUCUGGUAAGUAGGGAUUCUAAAAUGGGAAGAUUCUUGGUUAAAAUGUGACAUAAAGUGACUAAGUUUAGAUCGCGAAGAUUACGCUGAUUUGCCCAAAACUGACUUAGAUUAGGUCUAUAAUUGGCCACAAAAUAGAAUAGACAAUAAUAUUGAGGUAGUGGAUCCGAAAUGCCAGCGGCAAAAGUGUACUCAAGUAGACCCUCCCCUCCCCCCGGGGACUGAGGCAACUUGCACAAUGCAAGAACGUUUAUACUUCGAGUUUAAUUAUUUUUAAAAUUUGUUUUAGGCUUUCCAAGUAGUGCUACUUCUGCAGGAGGUAAGAUCUCGUUGCGCAUUUUUCUUGACUGGGUCCCAUUUUUUUAUCCUUCGUAGCGCAUAGAUCUUAAUUAUUAAUGAACAAUCUGUUAAUAUUAUUAUAAAUCUGCUCUUUGUUUGCAUGUGUCCUCUCAACAACGCCACCAAGUUGAAUUUAGUUUACCGCCGAAAGGGGCUAAUGUGCCCUUGGUGUCCGUUGGGAUCAAUUUAGGUCUCUAUGAAACUGCCCACCUACCCCUUCCCUAAGCCAUCAUUUUGCCCUAAGUGAGAACUAAGUGUUAUUAUUAUUCAUUUAAAAUAUUUCCCCAAUUCUGAUUGGCUAAAAGCACACGCAUAAUUCACCAUAACCAGUUACUGAUGACCAAAUUUGGAAGAAUUUUGAGUUUAACGAGGAAAUGACGUAAAAAAUGCAGCCUUUUACAGGUUAAUGCACCAUUAACCGAGAAGACCUGGGGACGAGAUUGAGUUGUUUUCGUUGUAAAAACUAAAAUGGCGGACACUUCACUCGUUUCAAGAGUAAGAAGUACAGCCGGGACUAGGCGAAACAAUGGCUAAAAACAUAGCAAAAACAGUAAGAAGACAACUCGGAGGGCGACAUCUGCUAUUUGGAGAAUAUUUGCGGAGCUGGACAAACAUAAACGUAAACUAUCGAAGAUAAACUUAACAUCGAUGCAGGUAAGCUUGCUUUAGCUAUGUUUUUAAACUAGGAAUUAUUUUGAAUGAACAACAAAUUAAAACAAUUAUUGAAUUCGGCUUUCGUAUCAUAUGAAGAAUUAUGGAGAUCUCGGAGGGUGUUAUAACACCCUCCUCGUAACUUAGGGGAGAGGUAGGUGGACAGUUUCCCAGAAACAAACCGGUUUCCACUGUAUAUCAGUGCCAGGGCUGAGUAUUUACCAAGCCUCUAAGGGCCUGGGCUUUGGCACGUUUUGCUUUCACGCAGGGCCGGGUUGUUCGAAGCUGGGUUAGUGCAAAAUUUGGACUUAAAUAUGAGAGCUUAUAAAACAAAUUCAGUUUAAUUCUCUCUGCCCACAAUUUGAUGAUUGGAUACUCUUAAAAGAAUAGAGAAAAUUAUCCGAGAGAGUGCUUUUGAUAAAAGGAAAACGAAACCCGGGUUAAAAUUUAGCCUUGCGUUAACGCUAGCCGGCGUUCGAACAACUGGGGCCUAUAGCUGAGCUUCAGAGGCUUGACUUCUAACAAUUAACCUCUCGCGCCGCCGUUUUACGUUACGUCUUUAGUAGAUACAAAAGUGCAAAAGAAAGAAUAUUUGAAAGGCUGUAUGGUAAUCAUGAAGCCCUUAAUCUCCCAGUUGUUAGAGAUAGUCUACGAGAUAGGGGGUGAUCACGCUGUUAUGAAAAGUGCCCUUUCUAUGUGGAGGGCGACGUCAGUUUCACGCAAACUGGCUUGUACUAUUCACUAGCUCGCUUGACUUCAUUUAGGGUGCGUUUCAUUAAGAUUAUCCAGGUCAGGAUCAGUGACUAGAGAUGACUCGGAUCAUAGCGUGUCAAAGAGCAAAGGACCUGACGAAUCCACCCUUUAUGGUCCGAGUGGUCUCUGAUCACUGAUCUUGAUCCAGAUCAUCCCAAUGGAACGCACCCUUAGUUUCGCCCCCGGAAGGAGGGCUGGGGGUGCACUGCUAUAUAUGGGAUAAAUAGGUUUGUGCCGCUGUGAUAGGGUAUAGGAAUCAAAAGGUUUGGGUCUAGAAUAUGGUAUCAUUUUCCAGGAAACUGAUCAGUUAGUUAAAGAUUUUAGUCUAGACUUGGGAAAUCGGGAAUUGACACUAAAAAAAAAUGGAAAUCGGAAAUCUAAAUUUACCCUCAGCUCAGUUUAACAGUAGAAAAGCGUCAACCCCAGUAGUUUAUGGAAAAUAGCGACUCCAGGAUAGCAAGAGAUUUUUUGGGGGGGAGUUUAGUCUAGUAGUAUAGGGUGGAAAAGUUCAGACGAACUAGGUCUCGUAUAAGCUAAGGGUUCUGGGGUCCUAGCAGCACAUUCCUACCCAAACAUUACUAAAGUACCCUCCGGGGUUAUCCCGCGAUCAUAAGCUAGUCAUGCUACAUUGCAGUCCAGCGGGCGUACGUAGCUACUUCAGAAAAUUUAAACCUUUGAACCUGGAUAAGACCUUCGUCUUCAACAUUGUUAUCAUCUCUUGCAUUUCAGGAAAACCCACUACGAACCUGGCCCUAGUGAUAGCACUUCCGAUCAUAGCGGCUAUCGCACUACUGAUAUUUAUAGUUGCAGUUUACGCCCGAUUUUGCCGAAAAAGGAGAGGAGAGUUUGACCCCAGAAAGGAUCUGGUGCACCUGGGUGAAGUGAGAUCCGUAUGUUGAAACCUUAUUAUUUACUAAGGAGCUAAAAAGGAAUAAAGUAUCUUGCGAUGAUAAGGAAACACAUCAACUCUAGAUCAACUGCCUUAAAACGAAAACUCUCAGUCUACUUUCAAUCUUUUUUGUGGCAGAAAAGAAUACGAAUGGGCGGGGUGCUUUUCAAGGUCAAAAAUAUACUACAGUGGAAGAUCUCGUGACGAGACACCCUUGGGACGCGAAAAAAGUGCCCGUAACUGGAGCUGACUGCUUACGGGAAUGUAAAAGUACAGUAGCCUGCAUAACAGGCGCCUUAUGAGCCAAGCGAGGCGAACGCGGCAUUUUAAUCGAACCGCGAGACGAGGGGAGGAGAAAAAUAAAGCACUUGCAGUUACCAGUCCAUAAGGAAAACAAAAGAAAUCUUUAAACUUAUUGCUUAAUAGGAAAGAUGUUCUUGGAUUGCUUCCAACUGGGUUUGGAAAAAUUCUGGUUUACUAAUUUUGAAAUUAAAUGUUGACAGGGCCAAACACAACUCCUGAGCUCGUGGUAAUGUGAAACGUGACCUUGGAAUUUGUUUAAACAACAUGUUUUCCCUCUAUUCUUUCUCGCCGCUAUGUUUGGACAUAAACUAAACUUUGACUCCGAGCAAAUCUCAUUUUUGCCCCUCGUAGUUGUUAUUACCUGUGGUUUAUGCCGCUGUCAGUGUAUCUGGUAGCCAGAAAAGUGAACAUUUUCGAGUAAUGGAUCGUGUUUUGAUUAGUCCUUUUGACAUCACAGCCGUCAGUAAAUAUUUGUGGGCGAAGGUGGGCGGAAGAGCCAGAACAAUGGACUGGUUACUGGCGCUUUAUUUUCUCUCCUCCACUCGUUUCGCGCGCGAAAUGCCGCGUUCGCCUCGCUUGCCUCAUUAAACGCCUGUUAUGCAGUCUAAAAUACAGAGUUCGUGUGGGAGUUGAGAAAAACGGGGUUUUGUGAAGGCGGCCUUUAGUAGAGUUGUCUGCUUACGAGAGUGUCCGUUAGGAGAACUUCCACUGUAACUACAAUUCUUGUUUUCCACCUGGUCAUUAAGUUAUUGUUUUCCUAUAAAAUUGCACUGUAUUGAGUGUGGUAAGCUAUGAUGACGGUUACCCAACUCUUCCCCCUCUCCCUUCCCACCCCAACAAAAAAUUAUCUUUUCUGUGUAGCGAGUAAUAGAGAAUAAAACGUUUUGCCUGUGUUCAGGAAUUUCCAUAUCAUUCAAAUGUGAAUGCCACAUUAUAAUGCAAAUACAAUACACAAAGAAUCUUAACUCCGGGAGAUUUGAAUUGGGUACAAUAUUGAGUUAGCCGAAUAGGUCUAUUCUGGAUUAAAGCGUAUGAGUUGUCAUGGGAACAAACCCCUACUCGCCCUCCCAAAAAUUCUGUCCAGGCUCUCGUUUCAACGUUCCUCUGCAAACCAUGAUUCGCGGUUUCUUUGCGGUAACGACAAUUACAACAGGGUUUUCUCAGUUCACAGAUGCUGGAGUGUCAAAUCCAGGGUUCAAGGAAAAUGAUGUCCCCUCCCCAGUCGCCUUGGAAUUUAAGGCCGAUAACGUGAUCGAUUGGUGCGAGAUUGCGAAGGAACGGUUGUCUCUCGGAGAGAGGAUUGAAAGCGAGAUGACUGGAGUCAGAUUUCGUGGACAGCUUUCUCUAGAGAAUGGAAAUACGACAGACUGUAUUGUGAAAACUACCGAAGGUAAUGGAUGUUUCUCACUACAACUCUUUCAUUCAGGAUUGCCAAGUCAAAAUUCACGAAAAUCUCGUGUUUCACUUUGUGACAUACUGAAAAACAAAUAAUACCAUACUACGAAAAAGGUCUCAUUUGAAUGGUUUCAUUUAAAAGCACUGUAAAAAGGGUUCAUAAUAGUCACACCGUAGGAUUUCAUCCACAGGCUCAAAAGCUAGAAUUACGUACUAAAUAAAUUAAGUACCAUGUGAAAGUACUGUUUAAGAUGAGAAAAAAAAAGAUGAAAAAAAAAGAGGUUUCAUUUGAAUGGUCACACCAUACCAUUUUGUCCAGUGACUCAUAAAGUCUUUACCACCUACUAAAUAGAUAGUACCAUGUGAAAGUACUGCUGAAGAGGUUUCAUUUGAAUGGUAACACCAUAGGAUUUCAUCCACAGACUCAGAAGUUAGAACUACAUACUAAAUAGAUAGUACCUUGUGAAGGUACUCCUGAAGAGGUUUCAUUUGAAUGGUAACACCAUAGGAUUUCAUCCACAGACUCAGAAGUUAGAACUACAUACUAAAUAGAUAGUACCAUGUGACAGUACUAGUGAAGAUUUUUCAUUGGAAUUGGGUGAAAUAGUGUUACAGCCACAGACUCAAAUGUUCGAACUGUGUACUAAAUAGGUAGUUACAAUCGUGCUAAGCAUUCGCUCACACUCAAUAAUGUUUCUUUUUCAGAUGUUGUCGAGAAGAAAUCUGGAUCAUAUGACCAUGAAAAUGAUUUAUUGACCGAGCUUAGAAUUAUGAGCUGCCUUGGUAGUCACCCCAACAUACUAAACUUGUUUGGUGCUUGCACCAUUAAGGGUAUGUAAAGUUCCCUGGGAGAAUACUUAUGGGCUACACGGGGAUGUGCCUCACACCGGCAGGGUACAAUUUAUUCCCCCUUUACUCUAGCCAGAAUAUAAACUUUUUCAUUCAUUUUUAGAACAUGGUCGGAAGCCUUCACUUAGUCGUUCGCGGUCAUUUAUAUGCUGGGUCCAGAAGGCUUUUUUCUAGCUUGCGGCGGGAUGCUUCGGUGAAGGCCGAAGAGACAGAAAGCGGAAAACCACGCACAUGGAAGGUCCCUGGCAACCAAGAUAGUUUAAUUGUACUUCACUGGGCAAAUUUUGUCUAGAGGCCUGAGUAGUAGAACCGCCAUGUGCAACCUCCUCUCGUAAGCGACCAAAACACCAAAAUUUUUCCAGUCAAAGCUCUAUGGUUGGAACCUCUCGUGAGUGAAUGCGAUCACUUUUUAGGAUGAAGGCUUAAGAAUUUCGCCGAUCGAUUGUUUUAAACCUCUUCUAAACGACAACUGAUACAAUGAUCCUGCUCUUUGUGUCCGCUGUAUGUAGUUCGCCAUUCAAAGUAUGAGAAGAACUUUUAGAAACAGGUGGAUUUACAUAUAUUUUAACCUAAGAAUUGUACACUAUACAGUCAAAAAGUAGAUGUGCCCGGGCUUCUAGUAAAAGACCUAAUACAGUUCGACUCUCUUAAUAAGCGACCACCUGAUGUAAGCGACCACUAAAUUGUUGCAUUUUGGUUGGUCGCUCUCGGGAGGCUCGACUGUAUUUAGAGCUGAUCGAACUCCAUUCAAUAUUUUAAUGUGCGGUGAAUGCAUCAUCAUCAUCAUCAUUAUCAUUAUCGUCAUCAUCAUCAUCAUCAUCAUCAUCAUCAUCAAAAUGAAUGAUAUUGAACUCUAGUUCCGUUUAUCUUACGCAGGUCCUACUUAUCUCGUAUUUGAAGAUGCAGAGCAUGCAACUCUUUUGAAUUUUCUUCAGCAAAACAGUAAGAAAAAUACGGACAGCUCUACAGGAACAGAGUGUACAUUAACCAAUGUGGAGAAACUUAGAAUAGCUCUUGAUGUGGUGAAAGGAAUGAGACAUUUAGCAGAAAGGAAGGUCAGUUGGGGAUACGGGGAAGGGGAGAAAGUCAUGUCUAACAGUUUGUAAAUAUUAUCUGGAUUCUGAACUAAACUGGACUGGACUGUACUCUGGAUUGGACUGGACUACGAGAUAGUCGACAGCCUGGAGGGUUGGGGGGAGGGGGAGGGGGGAUUGUUGUUGUUGGUAGGGGGGUUGCAAAGACUAGCAAUGGAGGUACCGUUUGGUCGGCCAAACCUCGACUUUGUUUAACUCCGGUCACCACUGAGAGGAUUGAAAUUCGUCGGGUAAAAGAAGAGGGAAACCUCCCGCCCCCCAUAGAAAUUGUUUCAGUGUUGCAAUUGGUGGAAUCACUAAAUAACGUAAUAAAAUAGAUUGAAUAUUACUCAACAGCACCCACACCAAAACGCAUGCGCUAUACCUAAUCAAGAGUAGUCCGCGCGACAUAGAAAACGUCCGCCUUGUCAUAGGUUCCCCUCUUUUUCCCUCCACUCUCCUUUUAACACAUAGUGUACGACACAUGCCGCACUGACAAUAAAUAGAGACCCAUUGUUUACUGACAUUGAACCUAACUCCUUUACGGAGGCUCGAUGAGGCUGAGUGGUAUGGCUGCUGGGCGAAGUAAACGCAGGCGCAAAAGUCGAAAGAUGCCUGUUGCCUUACUCAGCGGAUUGUCCGCUCACGUUCAAACCCUGUGCCUUCUACUAUUAAUUAUUAUAAGUGACAAUAGAGUCAUUUAUACGAGGAAAAAUAAGCCGCGUCUUACAUAGAACGCGUCUUAAAUAAGACGCGAACUUUCCGUAUAAACAGCACAUUUCGUCUAAAAUAAGGUACGGCUUAGCUAAGACGCGUCUUAUUUUAGAACAGCCCUUAACACCUGUUCUUAGAUAAGACGCGUCUUAGCUAAGACGAGAAAAACUUCGUAUAAAUGGCAUUCGCGUCAUAUAUAAGACGAGAACGCAUAGUACGCAUGCGUUACUUUUUGGCGCGCCACGUUGGAUUGCCGUUGCUACGGGCAACAUUCACAUAAAAACGAGUCAAGAACAGAAAUAAGACGCGAACCAUUUAUACGAGCUGUUCUCGUCUUAAAUAAGACAUGCUCGUAUAAAUGGUACAGUUGGCGUCUUGUGUAAGACGCGUCUUAUUUUUCCUCGUAUAAAUGGCCCUAAUAUUGUCUUUACUAUCAAAAACCUAGAAGUCGUAAGUCCUGUCCAGAUGGGGUCGAAAAACUUGUAACGAUCUCUCAUCUGACACCUAUCUGGGACUUUUCAUAGACUUACAAUCAGGGGCACCCAACGAGAAUAUAGUUCAAAACCACUUACACAUAGCAUUGUUAAACGUAUUUUAGUAUUUAAACGGUAGAUGUAGGCAUAUUUUUAUCUCCUAAAAAUUUUUCAUCUGUUCAGAUUUCCUAGCUGAAAGUCUAGGGAUCCGAAAAUUAUAGGGAUCAAAACUUACCUUUUCAAAAAUUCCAGUCAGAAAAAAGGUUCCCGAAAAUUCUAGGUGACCUUUCUAGGGUAAAAAUUCCGUUAAAAAUAGGCAAUUAGACCAUUUUUUUAGAUGUUCGAAAAUCCUAGGAGAGGCAGGCGAGCAAGAAAUUUUACAACAAAUAUUCCGAAAAUUCUACAUCUCAAAUCGUCUUCCGAACAGAUGUUUUCCGAAAAUUGUCGUUGGGUGCCCUUGUUACAAUAGCCUCCCAAAAUUCCUGCUUCCGUUGUUUUACUGGUGCAGUAGAGUUUAUUACUUCUUCACUUUCCAUCAAAUGUCCUUCGCAGUGUGUUCAUAAGGAUCUUUCAGCACGCAGUGUUUGUUUGGACAAAAGUAGGGUCGCCAAGAUAACAAACAUAGGAAGCACAGGUCACAUCAAUGACGGGACAUUUUAUGAAGACAUCUCAUCGGUAAGUCUCAAAUGUUGAGGUUCAUUUGAUGAUAUUAUUUAUGAUAACAAUUGAUAAUAGCCCAUUUUACAGUUCCAGGUGGAAACGAGGCUGGAGUUGACCUUGUUUUCAUACAACCCUUCCUGCUUUUUGUGUAAAUCAUGUUGUUCUUAUGCUAAAUAGUAUUUAAAGGAUUAUUUACAUAACUAAAAGAAGGAGGUUUGUAUCAAAACAAGGUCAAUCUCAAGCCUCACUUUCACUCAUAGGCUGGGAUACUAAGCUCACAACUAUAAACUGGUCCAUUAAAUGAUGGCAAAACAAAAGAUGAUGUUAAUGACGGUGCUGCCAGUCCAACGCUAGUGAUAGUUGAAGGGGGCUAUUUUUUAAGUGCGUUUACGAUAAUUAUGACGGUGCCUAAGCCGAUAAUAGCGUUGGUAAUAAUGCUAGCACAAUGGUAUCGAUCAAAAAUGAGGAUGACUGAGCUUGCCGCAUACAAAUAAAGGUGUCUGUAUUUGUCUGUCAUUGUCUUGUAGGGAAAAUUGUCAGCAGCAAAGUGGAUGGCACCAGAAACGUUAGAAUCUAUGAUUUUCUCAUCACAGAGCGAUAUGUAAGUAUAAAUAUAUUCUGCGAAGACUUACCAACACUUGUAAUGAGUAUAAAAGCUUGAGAGUAGAAUUUGUCGAAAUAAGCCACGUAUUGCUAAGAGUUUUCAGCUGUUUAUUCAAAUUCCGCAAAGGGGAAGCCAAUGUGCUAACUGGCCAAUCACAAUAUCGGCCGACAGCAAAAAAUUCAGCGAGCCAAUCACGUCUAGAAGCUGUAACCGGCUUCAAAGAAGCGCGGGAAACUUUUACAUGUAGCCUGCGUCACUGAAGCGCGGGAAAACGCGAGUAAGCAAAAGCUAUGAUCGGUUUUGGAAAGGUUUUGGUGUUGCUUCUGAUUGGUUAAGAAAGUGGUGCGAAAUUGUUCAGCCAAUCACAAAACGCAGAAAUAAAAAAUCCGAGCAAAUGUAAAAUUAAUUUCGACACUCACGUUGACCACUCUCUGAAACAGUGAAUAAUAGAAAUAAUGGGCUUUUUGAAUAAAAAUGAUAACUGAGCAAGACAAGGUGAAGUGUGUGUGAGCUGCGUGACAAACUUACAUUGAUUUUUUUUGCAUGAAGUCUAUUUCAAGAUACGCAAUCUUUUAUUUUAUUUUAGCUGGUCAUUUGGCGUUUUGCUGUGGGAGAUAGAAACAGGAGGUAAGCCAAGCAUUACAAGUGUUUCAUCCGAUUACAUAUUUUUCAUCCGAUAUAAAUCAGUCGUAUCAGUUUUAGGAAAACUGUGUAUGCAUUUGAUACUGCUUGACUGUUGUCUUGUAGGAGCAGUUCCUUAUCCUGAGAUUGAGACAGUAGAUCUCUUACAAAGCCUUAAGUCCGGCUACAGAAUGAAGAAACCCAAUGGGUGCUCAGAUGUCAUGUAAGUGACCUCACACUUGUCUCUUGGGCACUUCAAUAGUGUUAAAGUCAUAAGAGUGACCAACAUCAAUUGUCUCCUAACAACAUCAGUGCAUCAUCAAAAGACAAGGUUUUGAGAAAGAAUAAAAUGAUGAUCCUCAAAGGAAAAAUGCUUUCAUUGAUUUUUUUUUUAGCAAUUUCUUUUAACUAAUUCUUUAUGGAAAUGUGCUGGAGGUCAUCAGGAGAAUUUGUGUGUGGGUAUAAAAUCUCUUUAAGGGUUGAGAAUCGGAAGACGUCAGAACAACUCGGAGUAGACUGCUUUUUUGGACUCUCAGCUGUUAAUUGUUUAACCUUCCUUUCGGAGGAGCUCUGCAAAUAUAAUAACUUCCCAAGCAGGCGUUUUAAGGGGAGCUCGUUUGUGGGGAGGGAUAAAAAACGAUACCAGUGAUUUCCAAAUUUCAAAUAGAAGUUUCUGUCUUAUGGAGACUCAAGAAACACUGAUAGCAGUAACCGAGUGAAUCAUUACUCACCUCAGCUAACUUCAAGAAGAGAUAAAGUUACUACCUCAAAUCAUUUAAUGGUUAUCUUGUCUUAUAUCUAUUUUUUCAACAGCUAUGAAGUAAUGACCAAAUGUUGGCAGGGUAAUCCCAGCGAGCGACCCAAGUUUAGUGAGCUGUGUAUGGUGCUCGACACACUUGUUACCAGAGAAACGUCUUGCUAAUAUAUAAACUACCUUCAACAUGGACAAUAGAACACUGGCGAUAACUCCCGGUGCAACUCGACUGCUAUAAAUUAACGCUUUAAUUUGAAAUAAGCCGAGAAGCUCAACAAAUGUAUUCCACUAAAUAAGCAGGAUUUCAUAUAGAAUUUCUAAAAAUUGUAAACAUAUAUAUAGCGCUCGUUCGUCAAUAACUUGUUCUGUCGAUAAUGGACUC